CAUUGUGUGAUUUUUGGAGUAUUGUCAACUUUAAUCUCAAUCACACCACUUCCGAGUCAGUUUCGAGAUGAGCACAACCGCCAAAGUGGACGACGCAGCCCUUGUUCGGCUGCUGGAUGCUGCGAUGAGCGAGCUGUCGUGGUGCAGAGCGAGCACGCGUCGCCUGUUUGAGGACAUGUCGACUGGCGAGCGAUCAGACGAGGUCCUGAAGCUCUUCCGCGACGGACGCAUGGCCAUUGAGCGGUCAUCGGCGGGCUUUGCUCAGGCGAUCGCAGCACUGCGCGCGGCGGGAGUCACGUCGCUGCCCGCACAGAGGCUGAUCAAGCAGCAGACGACGCGCGCAGAGACGCUCCUCUGGUCGGACGCCGCAGCGCAAGACCACCACGACGCGCCAGGCCAGGUCCAAGCGACACAGCUGAUCACCAAGCAGAUGCACCAGCACGGUAAAGUCAUGCACGACGCACUGCAGCGACACUUGAGUCCUGCGUUUCCUCAGGUGGAUGCGGCGGCCCCAUCCGCUCCAGCAGGAGCAGGAGCAGCAGGAGCAGCAGCAUCAAGCUCGCAGCAGAUGCUGCUGGUCGACCUGCUCAAAAAUGCUCAGAUUGCCUUUCCAAAACUCACGAUCGCACCGAUUGUCGUCAAGCGUCGGCCUGCUCAGUUCACUCCGCACCCGGCGCCGCUGGAAGGUGACGAUGCCAUGAGUCAGUCAGACCAGGCGUCGGAGGUCGUGUUUGAACACGGGCCGCUGAUGCUUUCGGGCUUUCAAUUUACCGUCCGCGACGUUUUGAAAGGCCGUGUUUUCUUGCAGCCCUUGCCAUUGACACUGUCAACGCGUGCUAGCGAAGUAGUGGCACUGUCGGUAGUAGUGUUUGGCCUCGACGAAUCAAUGGACGUGAGCUGCAGGCCACAGACCGCUCCAAGAGGCGGUCCUGCGAGCUCAUCCAUGCUCGACGACUCGGCCGUCCUUCAUGGUCGUGGUUCUGCGUACCACAUGUAUCAGCAGCUCAGCGACUUUGCGACGUCCGUGCUGCCAUUGUUCUUCGAACAAGCUUCUGCCAGAUCAAGCGCCACCAUGCCUCCGCUCUGGCGCCUCUUCCGAUGGUUGCACGGAUACUACCAUCUGACCUCUGCUCGCUGCGGAGCAUGCCUUACACAUUUGCGGCUCGACGCCGGCGCAGGAACAUUGCUGCCGCCGAUCUGUCUGAUGCCACCCGCCAGCUCCAGCGCCACUCCACACUGCUUCCAUCCCCAGUGCGUGAGUUCAACAUUUACACAGUCAUUCUUGCAUUGAACGAGAUUGUCCUGAAUUGUCUUAAAUUAACAACAUCCAAACGAAA
This is a messenger RNA of Capsaspora owczarzaki ATCC 30864, 1337 nucleotides long. RefSeq lists its product as hypothetical. The record is from RefSeq and is a predicted model, not a curated record. The transcript has 4 exons. Bases 68 to 1291 code for a protein of 407 amino acids. Gene Ontology annotation, cellular component: mediator complex. Lineage: Eukaryota; Filasterea; Ministeriida; Capsasporidae.